This is a messenger RNA of Dermochelys coriacea (leatherback sea turtle), 5363 nucleotides long. RefSeq names its product niban apoptosis regulator 3 (gene NIBAN3). Lineage: Eukaryota; Metazoa; Chordata; Testudines; Dermochelyidae. The transcript is spliced from 8 exons. The record is from RefSeq and is a predicted model, not a curated record. The coding region runs from base 1390 to 2580 and encodes 396 amino acids.
AUUAGUAGGUAAGUCUGUGAUGUGCCCCAUUUGAGAAAUGUGCUGCAACCCAGAAGGGAACAGAGUCUUACUGGCCCCUCACAGCAUUAUACAGAACACAACUUCAAGAACUCUUCAGCAACACCACCUCUAAAUAGAAAAGCUCCAUGUCUGAAUUCUGGACUUUCUCUUUUUUGUUGUAAGGAUGGCAAAGUCCAACAUAUAGAAAGAAGAAUAUUGAUUAUACAUACGCAGAGGCCCAUUGCUCAUGGGACUGCUGUACUGUUCAAAGCUAGAGACCACUAAAUAAACUGAACAUGCCGAUGUCUCUAAAACAUAAGGUUUUCAGGACCUCAUGCUGUUUAAACCUGUUUCCUUUUUCCAUGCUGUUCUGUGCCUCCUUUUUCUCUCUUUAGAAGGAGUACAUUUAGUACUGUUGGUGGGUUACAGGGCUUUAUUCAGCCAGAUGAAGAACCUAGUUUCAUAGUGAAGUGACAUGAAAUUAGAAACAGAUGCAGAGAGAUGUUGCCAAUCCCUGAACUCAUUUGAGACAGCUGCUCUGUUCCAUUUCUCAGUGCUACUAUCCAGCUCUGAAAAGAAAAUGGCAAUGUGCCCUAAAAGUUCCAUCUAUUUGUAACGAUAUGUAAAAUCUUUUUAUUUCAUACAAUACAAAUUAAAAAUCUUUCCGUUUCUUCCUACUUAAUGGAUCUGGUGCCAGAUAAGUCCACAGAGCAAUGCUUACAUCUAAACCCAAACAGUGAUGUUUCAGGAACUAAUGAGUGACACUUGGCUAACUUUUAGACUAUGGUUGCGGAGAGCACAUUAGGACUUUGUACUUUGCUCUGCGACAGACAAAUAAACACAAAGAACAGCUCCGCUAGCUACUGCUCUCAAAAUCCAACCCACAGCCUCUGCCUUUCAUGUCUCCUGUGAAACUGCUGCCUUUGAUGUAGUGUGUUGUGCAAAAUUUAAACUGGGUAUUUGUGGGGAGUGAAGAGCAUCCUGCUGUCUACAUGUAGCUACCAAGUAAAUGUUGUGAUUGGCGUGGCCUUUGAGUUGGGUCAGAUGGCUCUGCAUAAGUCAAUUAGAGCCCCAUGCUUACAGAUGUAAUAUAGGUAGAAGACAGUGCACUAAUCAGCUGCAAGCAGAAUGACCUGACAAGGACUGUGCACCCAGCAGCACAACCAGAAACUUCUACUGAUCUCUGCACAUGGCCUGUAUGAUGCCUAUUACUUUUCCUGUUUUCUCCUCCCUUUUUGUUGAUCUGGUCCUUGCUGUGGUUGUCAGUUCCUAGAGGAGGUUUAUACACUGGUCUUCAGCCAGGUCUCCAGCGAAUUCCUGGAUUUUCAGAGGGAGAAUGAGAAACUCCACAUUCAAUUGGAAAAGAAGAUUUGCCCUGAUCUGGAUCAGAUGCUGAUUUUAAAGGAUCAGAUAUCUAUAAAACUCCAAGCGGUGGUCCAGAGCUCAGUGGAAUCCUGCUGUCACCAAGGAGUAGAGCCUGGCCUGGACUGUGUGAUGGAGGAGCUCAUAUACCCCAUCAGUUUAGGAUUUGAUGUGGUGCGUUCGCUCUUCACAGACAGAAUUGAUGAGAUGAUCAGACAUGUGCAGAGUUUGCCUACCACUGUCUUCCAGGAAGAGGUUCUCGCACUUGGGGAAAUGCCCUGGAAACUUGGAUUCAUGGAGCCAUGUUAUGAGAAGGCUAAUCUCUACAAAGACAGUCUGCAGGGACUGAAGGAGAGAUUUGGCUUUCAUGGUGUGGCAAGUUUAGUCCUCAGAGCCCAAAACCUAAUGCAGCAGCCAAUUCAGAAUUCGGUCCAUACAUUCCACCAGCUUUCAGAGCAACAUCUGAGCUUGGCAAUUAACCACAGCCAAAUCACCCAGACUCUGGAAAAGAUCAAAACUCUUGUGCUGAAGAAAUUUGACUAUGACAGCAGUUCCACCAGGAAGCAGUUUGCACAAGAGUGGCUGGUUCAGAUCUAUCUUCCCUUUCUGCUGAAGAAUCUGGAGCCCAGAUGUAAACUGGAGCUGCCCAAGUAUGAAAAUUACGUGUUGGCUGACUUCAGUGGCAUCAUCAAUGUUGAAAAUAUUUAUGAAGAAAUGGUUCUGGCUGUUUUGCAGCAGGCAGUCACCAAAGCCUUGAAAGAGGCUUCAAGUCAAAACAGACAUAAUCUUUACAGUGACAGCUUUUCCUGUGUUCUGGAUAGUGUGGACAACUUGCUGCAGCAGGACAGAGCCCAGGAACACUCUGAAAUAAGGACAGGAGCCUUAGGUGGCAAUGCCACAUCAGACACCAUGAACCUCAUCUCCUGUCAAGUCAGUGAGACUACUUCAGACAAGAAAGCAUGGAAAUAUGAAAGAGGCUCAGCUGGAGCUGCAAAUCCUCCCAAAGAUAAAGGGCGAAUCUGCCCAGUAACUUUCCAUUGCCAUAAAGAAGCAGAAAAAUCUUUGAGGGUGUUGCCUGAUGGUAGGAAUUGGAGAAACAAGAAGGCCUUGGAACCAGACAUGCGAAGCAGCUGCAUUACUGAACCUGCAGGACAUGUUGCAGAGAAGACUGAAGUUGUGUCUGAGGUUGAAAACAAUGUGCACAGGAGACCUAAAUAAAAACAAAUGUAAUGACAAGUCAUGGAGCCCUUUUGCAAGAAGCAAAGAUCUACAAGAGCCACAGAACAUCAUAAAUGAACAUUCAGUAGACAAAGCUGCUAUAGAGAAAAUACAAGAGGAAUGGGGGAGGGCGAUGUUUGAGCAAGGCAGUCAAGGGCAGGAUGGCGAAUUGGAGUUAAAUCUAGUUUGGAUUAAAGGAGCAGGAUAGAAUGAAACAGGGGAUGCCACUUGGAUGCACUGACUUCAGGAACAUGGUGAUGAAAUGAUUGCAGAAUUACAUGUCCAAAAGUUGGUUCCUGCGGACGGUCUGGAAAGAAAGGUCUGUCAGCUGGAGCUAGGGCACAGUGUUCAGCAGGAAUUCAAGGGGCGUAGGCAUGCAGGUGGACUGGCUGAAGGUAAGUCUGUUCCCUUUUUACUCACUGGAAGCCUGAGACACGAAGAUGUGCAUGAGGGUCCUGUCCUGGAAAUGAACAAGGAGGAGAUGACAGAGGCAGACUUCAAUGAGACAGAUAAGACUGUUUUUCUAGAGUGUCUGUCCAUAGCUAUCGAAAAGGAAAUCUUCCAAACAGAUCUGCUGGAAAUGGAUCUCGAAGACAACAGAGACCAGGGAAGUAGUUGUCAAACUGAACCUCUGAAAUAGAAGUACGAGGAGCAAGAUCUAACUGAUGUUGACCAUCAUGGAGCAGAGGGAUGACAAAGCUUAAUACGCACAUUCAACUUUCCUGAUACAAUGAUGGAUGUUUCAUAUCCCUAUAUUAGCAAAUAAUGGAGAGUGCCAAGGCAACUGAGGCUGUGAAGGGGCAGCCAGUUGCAUGGCAGGCGGUUCAGCAGCACUGACCAAGACUUAGUGGAAGAUGCAGAGAUUUUCAGUCUCAAGGCCUUACGAAUGUGAACUGAAAGAACUGGAAUUGGUCUUGCUUCUCAGAGCAGAAAACUGAGCAAAAGAUGAAGGAUUGGAAAGGAAUGAACUGCUCCUUUGUGAACAUUUAUGUAAGACGUAAUAUUUAUGCGUAUCAUAUAGUGUAGCUUAAUACCCUUAGGCUCUUAAUUCUCACCUUUCUGCCCUUCGUCCUGGUGUGGCUUUUCAUUCUAUUUGUAAGUGAUAAUACUGAAGGUGUUUAUAAGGGGUCUUCAAGUCAGGGUGUGUACACAAUACAGUAUUCUGUGGUUAUCUCAUAGUAUUGAUGUCCUGGAAAAGUGUUUUGGAGAGAGACCACAAACAUUCUGCAGCUACAAAGACUUCACCAAUAAACCCUUCCCAGUUUCUUCAAACAGCAUACACUGAUAUAGUUUCUGUCCUGUUCCACUCCCUUUGUGACUCAGGCAGCGCAAAGUAUGUGAAGCCUAGCCCCAUUCCCCUAACUUGGGGCUUCCUGUGAGUACAGAGCUGACAGAUCCUGUCACCCUCGUUGGAGCCCCCAGUGCAGUAGGGAGGAUGGAGGUUAUCAGGAAUGGAAGAGGAGUAGCUGGAGUGUGCUUUGCUACAGUCAUGCUCAGGUGGAGAAUUGGGGCCCCACCCUCUGCAUUGCUAAGCACAAAUUCAAAACAAAAAAUCUGCUCCACUGUAUAAAGCUUCUUUGUAUUUGUUUCUUCCAAGGCAGUUAUAGUAGGGGAAGACAGUGAAGUGGUGUCAUCGCUGAUAUUUUGGGCCUAACCCUGCUGCUGUUGAAAUUUAACAGCUCAUGGAUUUCAAUGAGCAGGAUUGGGCCUAUUGUGUAAUAAGGCUCAAUGAGAUUCUUACAGUGGCCACAAGGAUACCUAUUUAAUUCAUUUAUUACGUGUUUACUCAGCUGGACUGAACCACAGAACCUGAAGUUCAUUGGAAUGGUUGCCGUAACAGAGGUAAUAUCUGUUUCAUAUGUACAACUUCACCCCAAAAUAGAAGGUACUAAUUUAAAACUUCAGAUAUGUAAAAACCUUUUUAGUGAAUUUUUAAUAAUGUUCAUGUCUCAUGCUGACCUAUAAUUUUCUAAGAGAAGGGAACUCUAUCUAGUGUUGUCUUUUCCUAAUCCCCACCAUGCUGUUAAGCUUUUUAAGUUUGUAAACUUUUAUUCCAAUAUGUGGCUUAUUAUUUAAUCCAUAAAAGCCUAUGUAUCUUAUACGAACAGGUGUUUACAAUUAAGUACUACAAUCAUUUAGAUAGUGAUGUAAAAAAAUGUAAUCUGGUGUAUUUAUUUGAAUAAACCUAUUAACAGUCAAAGCAUGGUGUUUACAAAACUGACACUUUAUAAUUUUGUGGUUUUCAAAAAGGGAACAAAUUCAUUCAUGUUUCUGUAUUUCAUAAACACAAUCUCUUGUGCAUCCACCCCAUUGAGAUGAUUCUUAACUGCUAAUCAAAUGAUACUAAAGAUUUUCCAUGCACUGAAGCUGCACUGAUUGAUAAGAAUCAAGACUAUCACAGGCUUUUAGGAUGGAAUUACUUUACUAACCACAUUCAGUUCACAUCUUGCACUUUGAAAUUUGGUCUUAUUGAAACCAUGGUCUUUUAAGACCUCAGUGCUAACCUAGUUAUUCAUUCUCAUGGUCCAUUUGUAGGGAACUGAAAUUUAUGCGUUACUACUUGUUCAAAACACCUGAUUUCCAGUUUGAAUUGGUUGCACUAGUGAGUGGUGGUGGUUGGUUUUGGAUGAUAUUGCAUUUUAGCUGUAUAUUUUUAAAGAGAAAAUGUAACAUCAGCCACUGGUGUCAGCUGAUACUGACGUUGACCACAUGAGUUUAACUUUUUGCAACCCUCUCUCCUGCCACAAGAUGGGGGCCAGGAAAUAAAGACCAUUCUUUAACCA